GCACUUUCCAUCGCAUUCCACUCCACAAUGCUGCUUUUCUUAAACAUGAAAAAAACAGUUAGGGUUUGUCGCUCAGCAUGUGAUUUCUGACUCCUGUUACUGCAUUAAUUACCAUGGCAUCCUGGUAACUUUAUGGAAAACCCGAGGCAGCAGAUGUGCGUGCAAUUGUGCUGCACAUUAAGGAAGUGAUAAAGUUCAAAAGAACAGAUGUCUGUAAGCAGAAGCCUUGUGUUAGUAUGGUGCCAUUUUCAUUCAAGUCAUGAAAUGGCAACUUUUUCAAGGUAUUUCUUUACCUGUGGAAUAAAUACAGUACUCUUGUGGGUAAAGAAUACUCAUUGUUCUUUGAGACUAAUUUAUAGUUGAGAACAGUAUUUAUUUUUCAGAAGUAAAACUUUUUCAUGGGCAAAUGUAAUAAUGUAAGGGGAAAAGGAGGCACGUUUCUGAUGAAUACUGUGCUACAUCUGAGAGUCUCUUUGCACACAUUUAUGUAGUCCGUUUAAAAGCAUCCCUUUCUGAUGUUCCUUUUCUGUGUACAGAAAAGCCAGCAAAAGUUCAAAAUAAAAGUUGUGAAACACUGGUAUUCUCAUUUUUUAGUUUGUAAUUAAUGAUCAGUUUUAUUGCAAACUGGAGUGCUUAUCUCCAUACUUCCCCUGUUGCCAAGUAACCAUGAAAUACUAACAUCAUAUCUGAAAUACUUUACUGCUCGAAGUACUUAAAAAUAAUAAAUUUGGAGCUGUAGGAUACAAAAGCGUAAGCACAAAUCAGACCUCUGCCAAAAUUAACCUUAGUGAAUUAGAUUAGUACAUCUCAAAGGCAGUAAAUAGCAACAAUCAGAAUAGGCUGGUCAGUGUCAGGAUUUUGGAAGAAUGGGAGGUAGAAGUGCCCGUGGAUGCCUCCUUGGGGCUUGAAGUACUGUUGCAUGUUGUAAUGCAAAUGGCUGAAGGAUCACCUUACUGUGAUUAGUCAGAUCCUGUUGGUUCCAGGAAAGGGACUGAGCGCAAAAUCUAAGACUUAUGUAAACAGUUUCAGUUUCUGAGGUGCUUCUGCAAGUACUGUCCUAGUUUUUUGUAGUUACUUCCCUGCUUGCAUUUCUAAUGCCUUGUCAGCAAAGGAAAAACAUACUAAAAAGGUUUUCAUAUUAAUGUAUGAAGACACACUUUCAGCAAAUUUGUCGCUUUGUCAGAUGUUUGUGUUUAUCAAUCGCUGCUGUCCUUCUGUAUUGUUCCUUUUCACUUCAUUACAGAAUGCUCUCUAUCUGAUUGAAUACUAUCUUUUCUCAUAUCUUUCCUUCCCGCUUUUUCUGUAUCUUUUGCUUCUUCUCCAUAAGCCAGUAGACGUUUACAGUGUUUUCUCAAACAGUGGUGGCAGUGGAUUUUGACAGUGAUGUCUGGAUGUGCUCACUGAUGGUAGAGAUUGGAACUACCAGUGGUACUGGGAAUCUACAAAGUAUCGGAGCUGAGAGCACUGUUGCAUUCUGCUGGGUCACCUAGUCCACUACUUCUGGGUGCCUAAGGACACAGAUUGAAAGCAGUCACACCACUCCCCUGUCAUUCAGUUCUGCAUGAAUUGUAGCCUAAGCAAUCACAUAAAUCAUCUCAGACUUGACCAGAAAAAAAAGCAAAAAUGCAUUUAACACAGUUAAUGUGUUGGUGAAAGGAAGUGACCUGAGAUAGGACUUUAGUGCAUCCUGCUUUAGAAUUGUAUUUACUUUGUUGUCCAGUGGAGUUUUUAUUUCUUCCAAGAGGGGUUGUGUACUCACAUGGAGAGAAAAAAGGCAUUGAGUAACAGAAGCAGCAGAUUAUUGUGUAGGCGUGCUUUAACAAUUGUAAUCAAGAAGCUAGAAAAAAGACAUACUUCAUCAUAAACAAACAAGCAAGGAAAAGCCUUUGAAAUGUAUAGUUUUUGUCAGGGACAAAAAAAAUAAAUAGUCCUGCAUAAAUUGAAGCAUGGUAAAGAAAUCUGAGUUUGCUAGCAUAGGAAGUUGACCCGCAGUGUAUUAGAAGUCACUUAGACAUCUGAAAAUACAUUUAAAUGAAAGUUAGCUGUGCAAUAAGUGUUAUAGAAUGCUUAUGAGAGCUGAAAAUAUAUGCAGUUAUGCUGUGUUAAAACUCUCAUUUAGGAAGACAAAAAGACCUUUGAGCUGCCUCAGGUGGAAAGCUUUUAAUUAGUUUGACAGCCUGGCAGCAAUUACAUGCAAGUCAGGUGUAGAAUUUCAUGUUGUGUAGACAGGUCCUUAGAUUCAGAGCACUAUGUACAAAAUUUUUCCAAGUUUUCUCAGUUUUCAAGUUUUCAGAGUUGCUUUUUGCAGUCUUGUUAAUAGGAUUACAGUUCAUUGUGAAGAAAUGAAUGAUUUGUGCAGCAGGGUGACCAUAAAAAAUGGUUUUAAAGUUUCUGCUACUGUAGUUAGAAAGAUGCACUUUUUUGUUUUCCUUGCAUGUAUGUAUGUUCGUCUUCUGCUGUGCUUCAAAUCUUAUGGCUGUUGGUUUUGAAAUUGCCUUUGUAAUUCUUACUGCGUUGGAGAGUCAUUAGGAAAAGUCUUUAUAUAUAAUGCAGCUGUUGUACACUCCCACUGCCUGCCCCAAAUGUGUGCAUGAAUGUGUCCUUCAAAAGGUGAUGUUCAAGAGCUUGUCCAUUAGUCUCCUUAUAGAAAUACAAAAAAUACUGUUUCUUGCUGCUUGGAGCUUAUAUACACAUCACCUUAUUUACAGACUAAACUGAACUAGCGUGCAACUUUACUAUGGCAUGCUAUUAAAGCAUAUCCAGAAUUCUUUAACAGAAUGGUGUGCUGUUGCAACUUUGCCACACCUGUUUUUCAUACUGUUUAAAAUAAGCAGAUAGUCUGCUACUAUGCACGUCCAUGCCCUUACUGAUGAGAAUGGAGGAGGAAGCAUAUAUAAUGUUCAUUACAGAAUGGUUAAAGGGUUCUUUUGUGUCCUGUAAUUCCAAGGAAUAUGAAUUGCUGUGUAUCCACUUAGCAAUUGGAAAAAUACAGAAGGAAUUUAUUUUCCAAUCAAGCCCCGAUCUGAAUUCGAGGACUGUUGAUUUCAUAGUAUUUUAUGGAGCCUAGCAUAGCUUCUCAUUACUUUUUAAACUUUUUAACGUCUUUAUUCUGUUAGCUUAUUACUACAGGGGUUUAAUGCAUGGAUAAUUAGUGCAUGACUGAGCAAGUCACAAGGCAAACGUAUGCAGUUCUUAACACCUGCUGUAGUUCCAGCUGAAUUUUGGUGUUAGUAACAAACAAUAGCAGUGCAAAGGCUCUUUUGUAAGGCUCUAGUUUCAACCUCCCUGCUGUGUGUAGGGUCACCAACCACCAGACCAGGCUGCCCAGAACCACAUCCAGUUCUUCUGUCUCUGACAAGUGCUUUAACAAGAAUCUGUUACCUGCUUUCAGCAUGGGAUUCAUGAUUUCUUUAUUUUUGUCCUGUUUGGUGCAGCUAGAGGGUUGCAGCUGCUGAAGAGCCUUUUCUGUAGCUUGGAAUUUCUUUAGAUAACAGCCGUUCAGUUUUAAUGUGUAGUCUAGUUAAAAGGCCUCUCUCUGAUAACAUUAAUAAUUGAUUUAAAGUUAGUAGAAGUAGGAAAAAAAAUAGGUUCACAAGAGCAUUUGGUCUAGCUGGUGUUUGGGAACUACUGAGUCAUGGCCUGAACCUCUGAUUGAUCACCUGAGGUGAGCUGUGAGUCAGGCAGAGGAGCACAGGUGAAGGCAAUUCAGCUGUGCUGCCGGAAGGGGUGGAGCCAGGCUGCACCCCUCCUAGAGCUAUUGAAGAGCUGGCUGCCAGUGGGGAAGGGUCUCUUCUGGAGAUCCCUCCUUCUGGUGUUUUGUGGUGAGCCCAGCAUAAGGAUGGUUGACCCUACUCUAGCAGAAAUGGGAAAGAAUCUGAAUGAAGCCAUGAAGAUGCUAGAAGAUAGUCAAAGAAAAGAGGAGGAAAAUGUAAAGAAGUAUGCACGGAAGGAUAUUCCUGGACCUCUGCAAGGCAGUGGCCAGGAUAUGGUGAGCAUACUUCAGUUAGUUCAGAACCUAAUGCAUGGUGAAGAGGAAGAGGAGUCUUCGCAGGCCUAUCGACUUCAAAAUGUUGGUGAGCAGGGUCACAUGGCUCUACUGGGACAUAGUUUGGCUGCCUAUAUAUCAGUGUUGGACAAGGAAAGACUGAGGAAGCUCACAACAAGGAUCCUUUCUGAUACUACUCUCUGGCUCUGCAGGCUUUUCAGGUAUGAAAAUGGGUCAGCUUAUUAUCAUGAAGAUGAUCGCGAAGGUCUCCUAAAAAUCUGCCGACUUGUUAUUCACACAUGCUAUGAAGACUAUACAGUAGAAGGAUUUAAUGUGCUAUGUACUAAGCAGCCUGUUAUAUACAUUAGCUCUGCAGCUAGAACAGGCUUGGGCCAAGCUCUCUGCAAUCAGCUAGGGUUACCCCUCUCUUGCAUGUGCCAUGUGCCUUGUAACACUAUGUUUGGAUCUCAGCAUCAAAUGGAUGUUGCUUUGUUGGACAGAUUGAUUAAAGAUGAUGUUGAGUGUGGAAAACUGCCUUUGUUGCUUGUGGCUAAUGCUGGGACGCCAGGUGCUGGGCACACAGAUAAACUUGGGCGGCUGAAGGAACUUUGUGAGCAGUAUAAAAUGUGGCUCCAUGUAGAAGGUGUGAAUUUGGCAACUUUGGCUUUGGGUUAUGUCUCCUCUUCUGUACUGGCGGCCACAAAAUGUGACAGCAUGACUCUUACUCUGGGUUCCUGGCUGGGUCUGCCGGCUGUACCUGCAGUGACACUCUACAGACAUGAGGAUCCUUCUUUGUCCUUAGCAGCUGGGCUGACAUCAAGUCAGCCUGUAGAAAAACUUCGUGCCCUGCCACUGUGGCUCUCUCUGCAGUACUUAGGCCAUGAUGGGAUUGUGGAGAGGAUAAAGCAUGCUUCACAGCUAAGUCAAAGGUUGCUGGAAAACUUGAAAAACCUGGAUUUCAUUAAAACUUCGGUUGAAGAUGAACUGAGUUCACCAGUGGUGGUUUUCAAAUUCUUCCAGAAGCAUUUAAAUAGAGAUCAAACACCACAUGCUGCACAGACCUCAGCUAUUCAGCACCGUGUAAUAAGUAAUGAAGGACACAUUUAUGACACUUUCAAUCAGUGGCUAGGAGAGCAGUUGGCACAGCUCGUUCCUGCCAGUGGGAUUGAUGUGGUAGAAUUGGAAGAUGAAGGCACAUGUGUGCGUUUCAGCCCAUUAAUGACUUCUGCAGUUUUAGGAACUGAAAUACAAGAUGUUGAUCAGUUAGUAGACUGCUUAAAAAUGAAGAUACCAGUAUUGACAAGUACACUGCAACUGAGAGAGGAGUUUGAGCAAGAAGUGAGAAGAACAGUAGGCCUGUUGUAUAUUGAAGAUCUCAGCUGGCCAGGAUUAGGUAUUGUAAGCUAUCACAGUGAUGGGAAGAAUGAUGACAAUCAAGAAAAAGAAUUGGAAAAAAUUAACACAGAACUUCUGAAAAAAUUAAAUGAGCUGGAGUCGGAUCUCACUUUUUCUCUGGGCCCAGAAUUUGGAGGACAGAAGAACUGCAUUUACAUUGGCAUGGUAACUGAGGAUCUGGAUGUGUCAGAGUUAGUUGAAACUAUUGCAGCAACAGGCAGAGAAAUUGAAGAAAAUUCAAGAUUGUUGGAGAACAUGACUGAAGUUGUUAGAAAAGGGAUACAGGAAGCACAACUUCAGCUUCAGAAAGCAAAUGAAGAACGACUUCUUGAAGAGGGGCUGCUACGACAAAUACCCGUAGUAGGUUCUGUGCUGAACUGGUUUUCUCCAUUCCAAGCCUCACCAAAAGGAAGAACAUUUAAUCUAACAGCAGGUUCACUAGAAUCCACAGAAUCUACAUAUGUAUCAAAAGCCCAAGGUACAGGUACUACUCCACCACCGACUCCAACUUCCAGCCUCGCAAAGCAAAGACAUUCUGGUCAGAAAAUUUUUAAAAGGGGCCUCAGAAAUUCUGAUGCAUUUAAUGAGACCAGUUCAGUUGGCCACUGUGAUGAUCUGGAAAAGCUGGCUCAGAGACCCCCAACUCUAUCACCUGGCCAAGAGCAAAGACCACUGGAGACAUUAAAAACAGAGCUGCCCAAGGAGGUGCUACAGGCAACAAAUAAAGAUACCGAGGACAUUCAAAGCAGCAGAUCACCAAAUGACUGCACAAAUGUAGAACAAGGAAAUCAAAGAUAAAAACCAGACUCUGGAUUUAAGACUGUCUGCAUAAAUCACAAGCCUCAAAGGGCAGGAUAUUUUAAUGAUGCAUUUAAAAUGUGAACAAUGCCACACACUAAUACAGUAAUAUAAGUACUGUAACUUACUAACUGGGAUUUUGCACACAUAGAACUUUUCCCCAAGCAGGAAAGACUUGUCUUUGUGUACACUUAGUACAGUUGCUUUAAUCCUGUACAUGUUGGUGUCAACAAAGUUGCAGUGAGAUUUAUUAACUGCCUGACUGCUUGUAAACAUUUGUCAAGAAAAUAGGCAGUUACAGUUCCAAUAAGAUUUCAGGCUUGACAGUAGAUACUGACUCAGCAGCCAUGUAUAAGAUAAAGAAUACAGCUGCACCCAACAAUUGUAAAUUGAUCUUAUGUGUAUAUUUUUAAGAAACUGCUUUUUUUUAAAACAUUUUUAUAUUAAAUAUUCAGUUUAACCUCUUCAGUAAAACAGCCUAGUCAUGCCAGUUCUACUUUUGCUUUUUUUUUUUUCUUUCAGCACUUUUAUGAAGAACAUUGCCAAGCAGCGGUGGUGCAGUCAGUGUUAGGGAUGGGUGCCUGUGUGUAUAUAUAGCAGUCACUGAAUUGUACUUUGUCAUCACCUAUUUUUUUUCUGUUCAGGUGAGGCCCUGAGUGUAAGAGGACUAAAGUAAGUUACUGAGUUUUAAGCGGUUCAGAAAGAAAUAGUGCCUCUGCAUGCCUAAAUGGCCUCUUGCUUCUACCACUAAAAAGAAUCACCAAUACAUUUUUUUCCUUUGCAUGGCACUGGUAACACAUGUAGUAUCAUUAACUGGACUUUCCUUGUUAUAUAUUUUUAAAGGUAGAGCAAAGCUUAAAAAAAAAAAAAAAACCCACUAUAUUUGUGCUGAUUUCAACACUUACUUUUGAAUAACUUUAACUUUCCUAGGGCAGGAGUUGUACAGAUUCAAUGAAAAUAUAUAGUUUAUUUACUCUACAGUGCAAGUUCAUAGUGUCCAGGACUAUGUAAGGCACAAGUUAAGCUUUGGAUACAUCAAAAGCUACAGUGUACAGAUCUUCCCCCCAGCCCUCACAUGAUUUAGUGCAGUUGCUUUUCUGGAAGUUUCCAGAGCCCCUUGUGGAAGCAACAUCUUUUGGAAAGCUUGCUCUGCAACAAGGUGUUUGGAGAAAAUCUUUCAAUCCCUACAGAGCUAGACACAGAAGUACUAUAGUUUGCUUUGGGUUUUUUUGCAAAGGGUGUCAAUUUAAUGGCUAUAAUGGGGGUAGGAUUAACUUUGAUCUGAAAAAUGAAGGGUUUUUUUUUUUUUUUUUUAUAGUAACAUCACCUCAUUUGACUUUCAGCAUCUAAAUCCCGUGGGUAGGUUUUGCUCUUGCAGUAACUUAUGUAAAUUAGAGUACAAUUUUUCUGAAGUGCAAAAACAGUUAAGUUGACUAGUCUUCCUCAGCGAUUUCUUUGGUGCAAUGAAUAAGUUAACAAGAGUAAUUUGUGGGGAAUAAAGUUAUCACCACAGUGAUUAUUUUCUAAUGUUUUUAUAUUUGGAAUUGUUAAACCAGUAGUUUUGGUGGAAUGAGCUUCAUUCUUCAGCUCUUCUUUGAUUGUUUCAAUAAAGAAUCUUCAAAUUAUUA
Messenger RNA from Lagopus muta (rock ptarmigan), 7806 nucleotides. It is a transcript of the gene PDXDC1, whose product is annotated as pyridoxal dependent decarboxylase domain containing 1. Gene Ontology annotation, cellular component: intracellular membrane-bounded organelle. Gene Ontology annotation, biological process: carboxylic acid metabolic process. Gene Ontology annotation, molecular function: pyridoxal phosphate binding; carbon-carbon lyase activity. The transcript is spliced from 23 exons. The record is from RefSeq and is a predicted model, not a curated record. Bases 3839 to 6178 code for a protein of 779 amino acids. Lineage: Eukaryota; Metazoa; Chordata; Aves; Galliformes; Phasianidae.